This is a messenger RNA of Arvicanthis niloticus (Nile rat), 3496 nucleotides long. RefSeq names its product NudC domain containing 3 (gene Nudcd3). Gene Ontology annotation, cellular component: cytoplasm. The record is from RefSeq and is a predicted model, not a curated record. Gene Ontology annotation, biological process: protein folding. NCBI's taxonomy places the organism in Eukaryota, Metazoa, Chordata, Mammalia, Rodentia, Muridae.
GAAGUGGCCAAUCAGCCGGUGUGAGGCGGUGCCCACUGUGUUCGCGUCCCUCGGGCAGCAGAGCCAUGGAGCCUGGGGCUGCUGAGCUUUAUGACCAGGCCCUGCUGGGCAUCCUGCAGCACGUGGGCAAUGUCCAGGACUUUCUGCGCGUGCUCUUCGGCUUUCUCUAUCGCAAGACCGACUUCUACCGCCUGCUGCGCCACCCUUCGGACCGCAUGGGCUUCCCGCCCGGGGCCGCACAGGCCCUGGUGUUGCAGGUCUUUAAAACAUUUGAUCACAUGGCCCGCCAGGAUGAUGAGAAAAGGAAGAAGGAACUGGAAGAGAAAAUCAGAAAAAAGGAAGAAGAGGCUAAGGUGGCAGCUGAGAAGGAAGCUGUGCCAGUCCCAGUGCAGGAGGUAGAGAUCGAUGCUACUGCAGAAUCGAGUGGGCCUCAGGAAGUGGAACAGGAGGAGCCCCCAGGCCCACAGGACCCUGAGCACAAAGUGACCCAUGGCUUGGAGGAGGCAGAAGCUCCAGGAACAGUUAGCAAUGCUGCUGAAGGCCCUAAAGACCCUCCUGUGCUCUCCAGGAUUCAGGAGCAGUUCCAGAAAAAUCCUGACAGUUACAACGGUGCCAUCCGUGAGAACUACACCUGGUCGCAAGACUAUACUGACCUGGAGGUCAGGGUGCCAGUGCCCAAGCAUGUGGUGAAGGGGAAGCAGGUCUCCGUGGCCCUUAGCAGUGGCUCCAUCCGAGUGGCCAUGUUGGAAGAGAACGGAGAGCGUGUCCUCAUGGAAGGGAAGCUCACUCACAAGAUCAACACAGAGAGUUCCCUCUGGAGCCUUGAGCCGGGCCGGUGUGUUUUGGUGAAUCUAAGCAAGGUUGGCGAGUACUGGUGGAAUGCCAUUCUGGAGGGAGAAGAACCCAUCGACAUUGACAAGAUCAACAAGGAGCGCUCCAUGGCCACUGUGGAUGAGGAGGAACAGGCAGUCCUGGACAGACUCACCUUUGACUACCACCAGAAACUGCAGGGCAAGCCCCAGAGCCACGAGCUGAAAGUCCACGAGAUGCUGAAGAAGGGGUGGGAUGCUGAAGGCUCUCCCUUCCGAGGCCAGCGAUUCGACCCGGCCAUGUUCAACAUCUCCCCAGGGGCUGUGCAGUUUUAAUGACCGGAAGUAAAGGAAACCCUCACCAUCGGGGAGAUGGAGAUGUUGUCCUCCUCACUCCCUGCAUGCCAGGGACACACUCCUCCUGAUCAGUCCUAGCCAUUUUUUUCUUUCAUAAUGAACCAGGCCUUCCAUGCUGACCUUCCACCUUCAGACUAUACUAGAGAAGGUGCAGGGCCAGCUGCUGCUUGGCAGUGUCUAUGACCAACACUAAAUGAAGGUGUUUGACAUGCAGGAGGGACAUGUCCCAGCCUACUGGUAGCACAUGUUCUGUCUCCACAGCAACCAGGCACUGCAGGCAGCAUUUCUUUUCUCCCCUGCUCUCUCUGCUUGCUGUUGUUUUGAUGCUAUUCUGCUUGCUUGUCUUCUGUUUGGGGAUAAGGAGUGACUGGGCUCAGACAGAGCUAAGUUGAUUGUAUGGGGCCAGGCACCUGCAUGAGGGCUAAUGGGGCACGGGGCAUGGUUGUGGGGCUACUUCUGGGCCUCUUCCCCCUUACUAUCCCCCACUUUCUGUGUGUGUGUCUCCUCCCCCCGUCCCUUUCUCUUUCUCUCCGUGUGUGUGUGUGUGUGUGUGUGUGUGUGUGUGUGUGUGUGUGUGUGUGAUGUGUGUUUUCCAUCUUGGUCAUUUCUUUGUGAAUACACUUGACCUGGCUCAGUUUUAUGGGUAGAGCAGCAGAAACUGGGGUCUGUUUGAGAUGUUGGGAGAAAGUCUGAGGUUCUGGUCUCUGACCCUGGUGUGGCAAGGAUCCUGUCUGCCCUCUGACUGCUGCUGCCUUGCUUCGAUUCUUGUUGAAGUGAACUGAGAUUAGCCACCACUAUUUGCUCCCCACAAGACCUCCUUGGGUAUGUUGCAUUGAAGUUUGGGUACCUUCAAGAAGAGAUCACAGCAUUUUGGAAGUUCAUUGGCAGAUCAUGUCAACUAUGCUCCCUAAGGAGCUCUGACCCUGAAGGAUGCCUCAGGAAGAAAAAUAUACCCACUAGCUUGAAGGCAACUAUAACUGAGUCCAAGGAAAUGAAGAUUUCCCUGUGCCUAUCACUAGACUGCUUCCUGGAGCUCAGAGCCCGUGUGGCCAGGCCAGCCAGUGUGUGAAUACCUGACCAAGGGACCAGGACCCAGGUAUUCCAACCCUUUAAGGACUCUCUCUGUGCCUGUUGGUGCCUGGCAUCUCCAUUUGCCUAGUUUUCAUAUGUGUGUGCGUGUGUGCACACCACAGCACUGAUUUCUGUACUCUGAUAACCAACCAUUAAAACUGCAAGAAUUAAGACCCACUGAAGCCAAGGCAGCCUGCUCUCUGGAAAUAGCCCUGCACUGAGUGCCAUGUUCACAUGCUUGGAAGAAGCCAUUGGAAGAGCAGAUUGUAGAACUUAUUCAACUGUAUAGACAGGAGCUGGUUCAUUGCAGUUAUUUAAGGGAUUUCUGGUUUACAUCUUAGAAGUCCAUACUGGGAGUUAAUCUGUGGGCCCAGGUUGACCACAAUGAUGGUCAAGGGACAAUGGUGAACUGCAAAUACCCACUCUGGAGUCUGAACUUGUGAUUGGACAUUGAUCACCAAGUAGAUUAAAUCUCUCUUAAGGUCACCAUCCAGGAGCAGAAUCUGUCACAUUCACAAGAUACCCAGAAUACUUAGCUAUUUGUUCCUGAAGUUUCCAUCAAGGUCCUAGGCUAUGCACAUCCCUGUCCCAUGCAAGCUGUCUCACCUAAUGAAGGAAGUCUUGUGGUGUGUAUGUAUCUGCAGUCUUCUCUCUAGUCCUAGUUACCGCCCUCUCAACCCUCAUCCUUUGGGUAGUCUUCCAGAAGGAGUAAUGCCGUGGAGGAGCCCUGCCUCUUUUUAUUUAGGACCGUGCUUUACUCUGUGACAACUCCUCUUCAUCAUUGUAGCAUGGUUUUCUUUUCUGUGUUGCAUUUUUUCUUUAUUUCUGCCCUGUUUCAACAAACAAGCCUGUGUAGAAAAAGUAGCUUGAGUGAUCUAUAGUGUCGGGUGUAGGCCGUGUGGCAGGAACCUGUGCUCUGUGUGAUCCCUUUGGCGUGGUGUAGUGCAUGGUGUGGUGGUGUCUACUGUAUCUACAUGUCUCCAUCAUAGUGAGACUCAAUCCCAGCCAGCCAAGUAGAUAGUUCUUUGCCCUGAGGUACUGCCCUGGUUCGCUCAGCCACUGAAGCUGGCACAUUGCCUGUUUUUUCUUUUUAAACACAACAGCCACAGUUUGGUCUCUAAGCCCCACCAUCUGAGGUCUGAGGAAAGCAGGGUGACUCUGUCCCCUUUGUCCAAAGACCCAAAGAGUGGGGUGUCCAGCCUGCAAAGUCGCUCUGGCUCCUCGGUGUUGGUUUGCAAUAAAUCUGUGUUUAAGCAGUU